Molecule: messenger RNA, 591 nt
Organism: Lingula anatina
Lineage: Eukaryota; Metazoa; Brachiopoda; Lingulata; Lingulida; Lingulidae
Source: RefSeq, a predicted model, not a curated record
AUAUUAAAAUGGAAGCCAUCAAGGAAUGUAUAUAUAUCUCUCUACUAGUGCUGAUAUCAACAAUGAUGCCAAGAGUUACUGAAUGUUUUCAAAGUCUACAGGCAACGAAUUCAUGUAUUUCAUUAAACAAGAGGUAUUUGCCGGCACUGACAAAUAACUUGAGCCCUGAGUAUAUAAAAACAUCAGAAGAACUAAAAAACCAGAUAAGAGAUGCAGGGUAUGAUUCGACUCAUUACAUUGAAUUUUACGAAAGCUAUGGUGGCACACUCUUGGCAUAUGUAAAGAUAAGAGUAACAAAGAUUGGGGAAGAGGAUAGUAUGGAAGAAGAUUUGAAGAAAGCUACACUGAAUGUUUUGUCAGUGAAUAAUUCUUGUGACUGUGAAGUAUGCAAAAAAUGGUCUGGCUGGUAUCCAUGCCCUCAGGUGAAUCACCCAGGUGGCGAAAGCAGAUGCAGUUUAAAUCUAUGUAUCCCACGGAAAUGCCGUCCAGAGAUGAAGGUCAACAGUACAGGUAACUCCAUUACCAAAAAGACUGAUGAUUGUCCCACCAGACCAAUGACCAAUAUAACCAACAGGGAUCAAAAAGGUGAAG